Molecule: messenger RNA, 2393 nt
Organism: Dermatophagoides pteronyssinus (European house dust mite)
Lineage: Eukaryota; Metazoa; Arthropoda; Arachnida; Sarcoptiformes; Pyroglyphidae
Product: NADP-dependent malic enzyme-like
Biological process (GO): malate metabolic process; pyruvate metabolic process
Cellular component (GO): mitochondrion
Molecular function (GO): NAD binding; malate dehydrogenase (decarboxylating) (NADP+) activity
Source: RefSeq, a predicted model, not a curated record
UUUUGUGUUUGUAUAAUGGGAAAUCAUAUAUGUAGUUCACCAUCAUCCGGUUGUGGUUGCUUCCAUGAUAAUGAUAAUAAUAAUAAUGAAAUGAAAAAAAAUCCACCAAUCAUUUAUCGUCAUCAACGUCGUCAUCGUUUUCCAAUUGCCAAUGAUUCAUAUGCAAAUUGUUCAUAUAUUGAAUGUGCUUGUUGUGGUAAAAAUUUACGCCGUUGUCAAUGUGAUUGUGAAUUAGCUGGCCGUUGUCUUUGUGCUGGUCCAUUAAAUUAUCAUCGUCAUGAUUUUUUAAGCAUUUCUGGUGGUGCUGGUGGUUUACAGGAUUGCAAUAAAUCAAAAUCACCAUUAACAUUUGGUUAUUGGAAAUUAUCAUCAUUGAAUAAUAAAUUAAUUCAACGUGCAACUGGAUUAGUUAAUGGUACAUCGGUUUCAUCAUCAACAUUAAAACAAUCCUCAUCAUUAUUAUCAUCACCAAUUGUUAGUUUUGUUAAUCGUAUACAACCAUCAUCAACAUUAUCAUCAUCAUUAUCAACAUCAUCAUCAUUAUUAUCAACGGGAAAAUUUCUAUCAAAUUUUGAACAACGUCGUUUUCGUUCAACAUUAGAUAUUGAGAUAGAUAUGCAAAAAUUAUAUGGUGUUGAUUUGUUACGGGAACCGAAUGUCAAUAAAGAUUUGGCAUUCACAACCCGUGAACGUGAAGUUUAUAAACUAAAAGGUUUAUUACCGGCUGCAAUACGUUCACAAGAGUUACAAGUACAAAUAAUUAUGGAUAAUUUACGUUCAAUCAACAGUGAUCUAGGAAAAUAUAUGUUUUUACGUGAUCUACAAGAUCAUAAUAAACGUCUUUUUUAUCGUGUAUUACAAGUACAUACACGUGAAUUAAUGCCAAUUGUUUAUACACCGAUUGUUGGUUUAGCAUGUCAAAAAUAUAGUUUAAUAUUUAAACGACCACGUGGUAUGUUUAUUACUAUUAAUGAUGCUGGCCGUAUAUUUGAAAUUCUUGGUAAUUGUGGUGAACCAGAAAUUAAGGCUAUAGUUGUAACUGAUGGUGAACGAAUACUUGGUCUUGGUGACUUGGGUGCAAAUGGUAUGGGUAUUCCGGUUGGUAAAAUGGCACUUUAUUCAGCAAUUGCUGGUAUACCACCUGAAUUAACAUUACCAGUUACAUUAGAUGUUGGUACAAAUAAUCAAUCAUUAUUAGAUGAUCCAUAUUAUAUUGGUUUAAAACAACGUCGUGCAACUGGUCCACAUUAUGAUCAAUUGGUUGAUGAAUUUAUGGAAGCAGUUGUUAAACGUUGGGGUCGUUCUUGUUUAAUACAAUUUGAAGAUUUUGGCAAUAAAAAUGCUUUCCGUUUAUUAUCAAAAUAUAAAAAAGAUUAUUGUACAUUUAAUGAUGAUAUACAAGGUACUGCUUCGGUUGCUGUUGCUGGUAUGCUUGCAUCAUUCCGUAAAACAAAUACCAAAAUUAAUCAACAUAGAUUUCUAUUUUUGGGUGCCGGUGAAGCUGCAUUAGGUAUUGCUCAUUUAUUGACAAUGGCUAUGGUUGAAAAUGGUAUGGAUGAAGAAACUGCCAAUAGUCAAAUAUGGCUUAUCGAUUCACAAGGUUUGGUUACACAAUCUCGACCUGGUAUUCGUGAUGAUGAACAUAAAUGGCCAUUUGCUAAAAAUGUUAAAAAUACAAAAGAUUUGAUGGAAAUUGUUAAUCUGGUUCAACCAUCUUGUUUGAUUGGUGCCGCUGCUGUACCAGGUGCAUUCAAUGAAUCAAUAUUAAAACGAAUGGCCGAACUAAAUAAAAAUCCAAUAAUAUUUGCACUAUCUAAUCCAACAUCAAAAGCUGAAUGUACUGCCGAACAAGCUUAUCAACAUACUGAUGGACGUUGUGUAUUUGCAAGUGGUUCACCAUUCGAUAAUGUUGUUUAUAAAGGACAAACAUUUGUACCUGGACAAGGAAAUAAUGCCUAUAUAUUUCCAGGUGUAGCAUUAGCUAUAAUGGCUUGUCAAGUACAUGAAAUUGUUGAUGAAGUAUUUUUGGUUGCAGCCAAUGCAUUAGCUGAACAAGUAUCAAAAGAAGAUUUAAAUAUUGGCAGUGUUUAUCCAUCAUUGGAUAAUAUUAAUGAAGUAUCAUUAUUAUUAGCCGCUCGUGUUGCUGAAUGGUUUUUCAAUAAAGGUUAUGCAAAUGUCAGACCAGAACCGGAUGAUAAAUAUUUAUUUCUUAAAUCACGUCUUUAUGAUGCAUUAUAUGAUGGAUCCAAUUUUACAAAACAUGUUGAAGAAAGUCAUCAUGCAUGGCAUCAACAUGAUUGAAUUGAAUCGAAAUUACCUUAACGAAAAAAAAAUUACUAAAAAAACUAUUAUUAUUAUUAUCAAUUAUCAAUUAUGUUUGACUAAAUUACAAU